Aegilops tauschii subsp. strangulata is the source of this 2583-nucleotide messenger RNA. Lineage: Eukaryota; Viridiplantae; Streptophyta; Magnoliopsida; Poales; Poaceae. The record is from RefSeq and is a predicted model, not a curated record.
AUGUCCGCCUCCGCCUACUUUGGCCACAUGCACUCCCACUCCGACGAGCUCACCGCGGCAGGCAAACCCCUUGGAGAAGGGGAGCUCAUCUCUUUCAUCAUUGCCGGGCUUGACAUGGAUUAUCAACCCAUCAUCUCUGCUCUAGACGUCCGCACCGAGCCCAUCACCGUUGACGGCCUCUUCUCCCUCGUGGCGAACUUCGAUCAGCGCAUGGAGAUGUUCCAUGGCGCUGGCAAUGGUGGCUUCAAGUCCUCCGCAAACAUCGCCUCGCGGGGCCGUUCUGGUGGCGGCAACGGUGGCUAUCGCAAAGGCGGGGGUGGUGGUCCUCGUGGCGCUAAUAGCGGCGGCGGCGGCUACAACGCUGCUGCUGGUGGAUCCAGCGGUGGCGCUUCUGGUGGCUACCACAUGGCGGGCGGAGGCGGCGGCUUCCCUAACCCUAACUCUGGCGGCGGCUAUGGCUUCCACCAGAACAGCGAGGGUAACCAGAACUCCUCUGGUGGUGGCGGCUACAAUCUCGGCACUCCGGCAACAACAAUCGGCGCCCCUUUCAAGGACUGUGAUUGGCGCUACGCCGAUGACAAAAAUUCCCAGAAAAAGAAAGUUGCAGCUGCAACUGACGUGUCUUAUGGCGUUGAUACCGACUGGUACAUGGACACGGGUGCCACCAACCACAUCACAGGCGAGUUGGACAGGCUAACUAUGCAUGAGAAAUAUCGUGGCCAUGAUCAAGUCUACACUGCAGCAAACGGUGCAGAGUUUCACCCAUUCUUCUUUUUGAUCAAGGAUCAGGUCACGAAGAAAGUUCUCCAUAGGGGUGUCUGUGUUCAAGGCCUCUAUGCUUUGCUUCCCAAGUAUUGCCAGUACAAUAAACAAGUGUAUGGUGCCAUCAAGCUUUCUACUGAAAGCAGAAAACGGCACAGAAAAUACUGUAUCAGCAGCAUUAGAAGAGGAAACAAGCAAUCCAAGGGAAUCCUCAUCAGGAUCAGUGCCCCUGACUUCGUCAGGCCCGACCGCAUCUUCCCAGGGAUCGCUGCUGGGCUCGGGCAGGCCGCCGAGCCAGCCCCACCCCGCCACGUUGCACCUUCCCACCGAACCGGCUCCCCAGGCGAGGCGCGCCAAUCAGCUGCAGGGGGCAGCCCGACCAGGAGGCACGCGCCGGUUUCCCCAGGCGAGCCGCGCCAAUCAGCUGCAGGGGGCAGCCCGACCAGGCGGUAUGCGCCGAUCCCGCAGGUCUAUUCCAGGCGGGCCCCCGCAGCUGCAACGGAUGGCCGCGGUGCUGAUCUCGUGGCCGAUCCGCCUGGAUCUUCUACGGCCGCCCCUGAUGACCCUUCUACGACCGCUGCCACAGAAGAUCCCGCCCUGCCAAAGCAGAUCUGCAUCCUCGGGAUCGCGAGGAUCUCGCCCGUCGCUGUCUGCGUCUUUGCCAGGAUUGUCUGCGGCUCCUUCGCUGCAGCCUCAGGUUGGAGCCUUCGUCAGCUAGAUGUACAGAACGCGUUUCUUCAUGGUGUUCUGGAAGAGGAAGUUUACAUGAAACAGCCUCCUGGGUAUGAAGAUAAACACAAACCCUUUCACAUUUGCCAGCUUGAUAAGUCCCUCUAUGGUCUCAAGCAAGCCCCUAAAGCAUGGUAUUUACGCCUGAGUUCCAAACUGCAAGCACUUGGCUUUAUUCCUUCCAAGUCAGAUACAUCACUGUUUAUUUACAAAAAGUCACACACUACCAUUUUUGUGCUGAUUUAUGUCGAUGAUAUUAUUGUCACCAGUUCCUCUGAUAAGGUUGUCACAGCUUUGUUGCAAGAUUUGCACUCAGAUUUUGCUCUUAAGGAUCUGGGAGAUCUUCACUUUUUUCUUGGUAUUGAGGUGAAGCGGAACAGUGAAGAUGGUCUUCAUCUUUCUCAGGAAAAAUAUGCGACUGAUCUUUUGAGCAAGGCUGGGAUGCGAGACUGUAAACCAUCCCCAACUCCACUUUCCAGUGCAGAAAGAUUAUCUCUUGCAGAAGGUGUACUCUUGAAUCAAGAGGAUGGCACCAAGUACAGAAGUUUGGUUGGAGCACUUCAGUACUUAACACUUACACGGCCUGACAUUUCUUUUGCAGUUAAUAAAGUAUGUCAGUUUCUGCAUGCACCUAGCUCAGCUCAUUGGACUGCUGCUAAGCGGAUUAUGCGAUAUGUAAAGAGUACCUUGAGUGUUGAACUCACUUUCAGCAAGUCAUCCUCUACUCUUGUUAGUGCUUUUUCUGAUUCUGACUGGGCAGGAUGUUUGGAUGACAGGCGGUCCACUGGUGGUUUUGCAGUUUUCUUUGGACCUAAUCUUAUUUCUUGGUGUGCCAAGAAGCAAGCAACAGUGUCACGAUCUAGUACUGAGGCAGAGUAUAAAGCACUAGCCAAUGCAACAGCUGAGAUCAUCUGGGUUAAGGCCAUGCUCAAGGAACAUGGAAUACAUGCUCAAACACCAUGCCUUUGGUGUGAUAAUCUUAAUGCCACAUAUUUUUCUGCUAAUCCUGUGUUUAAUGCAAGGACAAAACACAUUGAUAUUGACUAUCACUUUGUGAGACAAAGAGUUGCAAGCAAGGAGUUGGAAAUUUGA